Chrysochloris asiatica (Cape golden mole) is the source of this 537-nucleotide messenger RNA. It is a transcript of the gene IL22, whose product is annotated as interleukin 22. The record is from RefSeq and is a predicted model, not a curated record. The coding region runs from base 1 to 537 and encodes 178 amino acids. NCBI's taxonomy places the organism in Eukaryota, Metazoa, Chordata, Mammalia, Afrosoricida, Chrysochloridae. Gene Ontology annotation, cellular component: extracellular region. The transcript has 5 exons.
AUGUCUGUCCGGCAGAAGUCUGUGAGUGCUUCCCUGAUGGGGACCCUGGCCAGCUGCCUGCUGCUCAUUGCUCUGUGGGUGCAGGGAGGGGCAGCUGCGCCCAUCAGUUCCCACUGCAGGCUCAGCAAAGACGACUUCCAGCAGCCCUAUUUCACCAACUAUACCUUCAUGCUGGCAAAGGAGGCUAGUUUGGCAGAUAACAACACUGAUGUUUGCCUCAUUGAUCUUCAACUGUUCCAUGGAGUCCAUACAAGUGAGCACUGCUAUCUGAUGAAGCAGGUGCUGAAUUUCAUCCUUGAAGAAGUGCUGCUUCCCCAACCUGAUAGAUUUCAGCCGUAUAUGAAGGAGGUGAUAUCUUUCCUGAGCAGACUCAGCAGCAAUCUAAGCCGAUGCCAUAUUCAGGGUGAUGGUCAGCAUAUUCGGAGCAAAGUGCAAACACUGGCAGACACAGUGAAAAAGCUUGGAGAGAGUGGAGAGAUUAAAGCAAUUGGAGAAGUGGGUUUGCUGUUCACCUUCCUGAAAAAUGCCUGUGUCUGA